AUGAAGGGUGUUGUUCUUUCCAUCAGCUUCUUGUUUUGUUGCUUCCUGCUGCUUUUGGAUUCUUCAAUUUCACUUCCUCUAUGCGUUGAUUCGAGGGCACCGUUUACCCUGAAUACGACACUCGGAUUUUGUCCUUACAAUGGAAGCACGUGUUGCAACUCCACAGAAGAUGCACAAAUAGAGAACCAGUUCCGAAUGAUGAACAUAUCUGAUCUUGGCUGUGCCUCUCUAUUGAAAUCAGUACUUUGUGCGAGGUGUGACCCAUUUUCAGCAGAGAUAUUUACAGUUCAAUCCUCACCCAGAUCAGUUCCUGUGCUUUGCAAUUCCAGCAUACCAGCAAAUUCUUCCCAGUCAAAGGCAGCAGUGGGGGAUUUCUGCUCUCAAGUAUGGGACACAUGUCAAACUGUAUCCAUAGUAAAUUCUCCAUUUGCCCCUUCAUUACAAGGUCAAGCAGGAGUACCAGUUCAUGCCAAUGCUACCAAACUGACUGAAUUAUGGCAGUCCAGAACUGAUUUUUGCACUGCAUUUGGUGGAGCAUCUGAUAAUUCAUCAGUAUGCUUUGAAGGGGUACCUGUUUCUCUAAAUAAAACUGUGACUCCUAUUAUCCCCCCUCAUGGCUUGUGCCUUGAGAAAAUUGGUAAUGGAUCAUAUCUCAAUAUGGUGGCUCAUCCUGAUGGCUCUAACCGCGCAUUCUUCUCUAAUCAAAUGGGGAAGGUUUGGCUGGCAACACUUCCGGAUGAGGGAUCAGGAGGAACAUUGGAAUUUGAUGAAUCAAGUCCCUUUGUUGAUCUAACUGAUCAAGUUUAUUUUGAUACUCAGUUUGGAAUGAUGGGCAUGGCAUUUCAUCCAAAUUUUGCAAACAAUGGUCGAUUCUUUGCUUCAUUUAACUGUGAUAAAUCCAAGUGGUCAGGAUGUACUGGAAGAUGUUCAUGUAAUUCAGAUGUUAAUUGUGAUCCAUCAAAGAUAGGUACUACUAAUGGUGCCCAACCAUGCCAAUAUCAAACUGUUAUUGUAGAAUAUACUGCUAAUGGCACCGCAUCUCAGCCUUCCUCGGCAGAAAGUGCUAAACCAACUGAAGUGAGAAGGAUAUUCACCAUGGGCCUCCCAUUUAUCUCUCAACAUGGAGGUCAGAUACUUUUUGGACCUGAUGAUGGGUAUUUAUACUUCAUGAUGGGAGAUGGAGGAGGUUCAGGUGAUCCAUACAAUUUUGCACAAAACAAGAAAUCCUUGCUUGGAAAGAUUAUGAGGCUUGAUAUAGACAACAUCCCAAGUGCAGCAGAUAUUAGCAAACUUCAGCUUUGGGGUAACUAUUCCAUUCCAAAAGACAAUCCAUUCAGUGAAGAUAAAGAUCUGCAGCCUGAAAUAUGGGCCUUGGGACUAAGAAAUCCUUGGCGAUGCAGUUUUGAUGCAAAAAGACCUUCCUACUUUGUGUGUGCAGAUGUAGGACAGGAUCUUUACGAGGAAGUGGAUCUCAUCACAAAGGGUGGAAACUACGGCUGGCGUGUUUAUGAGGGCCCCUAUUUAUUCAAACCUACACAAUCACCUGGAGGCAAUACUUCCCUAAACUCCAUAAAACCAAUUUUCCCAAUACUGGGAUACAACCAUUCUGAAGUAAACAAGAAUGAAGGAUCAGCAUCCAUCACUGGAGGAUAUAUCUAUCGGUCUAACACUGAUCCUUGCACAUAUGGAAGGUACUUGUAUGGAGAUCUAUAUGCGGGUGCAAUAUGGGCAGCCACUGAAGAACCAGAAAAUAGUGGGAAUUUCAGCACUAGCAGAAUUCCCUUCAGUUGUGCACAUGAUUCUCCUGUAAAAUGUGACACCAUACCUGGAAGCUCCCUUCCAGCUUUAGGCUACAUCUUUUCAUUUGGUGAAGACAACAAGAAAGAUAUUUAUAUCCUUGCAAGCACUGGUGUUUACCGAGUUGUUCCUCCAAGUCGCUGCAGUUAUGCUUGCUCACUGGAAAAGGCAACAAAUACUACAAGCUCGGCUCCUUCUCCUUCUCCCUCUCAUGCUAACCGUUUGAGUAACUUUUCUGCAUAUCUGUUUUUGCAGUUUUCAUCUUUCUUGCUGCUUUUGUUGGGUUUUAUGUAG
Molecule: messenger RNA, 2091 nt
Organism: Gastrolobium bilobum
Lineage: Eukaryota; Viridiplantae; Streptophyta; Magnoliopsida; Fabales; Fabaceae
Product: HIPL1 protein-like
Exons: 7
Coding region: 1-2091 (696 amino acids)
Source: RefSeq, a predicted model, not a curated record